This is a messenger RNA of Candoia aspera, 1985 nucleotides long. RefSeq names its product TatD DNase domain containing 3 (gene TATDN3). Lineage: Eukaryota; Metazoa; Chordata; Lepidosauria; Squamata; Candoiidae. The transcript is spliced from 10 exons. Gene Ontology annotation, molecular function: hydrolase activity, acting on ester bonds. The record is from RefSeq and is a predicted model, not a curated record. The coding region runs from base 44 to 853 and encodes 269 amino acids.
GGUAGAAACAGAAGCUGGGACAGCUGUGGUUCUGUUUGCCAGAAUGGGGGCGGUGGACUGUCACUGCCAUCUCGCGGCACCCGAGUUUCAAAGGGACGUUGAAACAGUAUUGGAAGAUGCAAAGAAGUCUAAAGUUUUUGCCCUGGUAGUAGUUGCUGAACAUUCUGGUGAUUUCACAAAAAUUAUUCAACUUUCAGAAAGGUAUCCAGGAUUUGUUUUUGCAUGUUUGGGCAUCCAUCCAGUUCAAAGUAUUCCAGGUGGACAUGAACGCAGUGUUAUUUUAAAGGAUCUGGAAGAAGCAUUCCCACUCAUUGAGCUGUAUCAAGAUCAUUUGCUGGCCAUCGGGGAGAUUGGUUUGGAUUUUACUCCCAGGUUUGCCAGCAGUGAUGAACAGAAGGAAGGACAACGUCAAGUCUUGAUGAAACAGAUUCAACUGGCAAAACAACUUGACUUACCUUUAAAUGUUCAUUCCCGCUCAGCUGGAAGGCCAACCAUUAACCUCUUAAAGGAACAAGGUGCCGAGAAAGUGUUGCUCCAUGCAUUUGAUGGUAAACCAUCUGUAGCAAUGGAAGGAGUGAAGGCUGGAUAUUUUUUUUCUAUUCCUCCUUCAAUUACAAGGAGUGAACAGAAGCAGAAACUUGUGAAACAGCUGCCUCUGGAAAGCAUUUGCUUGGAAACUGACUCACCUUCCUUAGGUCCUGAGAAACAGGUGAGAAAUGAACCAAAGAAUAUCUUCAUUGCUGCAGAAUACAUUGCUAAAAUAAAAGGAAUUUCAGUGGAAGAGGUUUUAGAUGUAACAACACAGAACUCACUGAAGGUCUUUCCCAAACUGAAAAACUUUCUCAGGAUAUAGCUUAUGUUCUGUAGUAUCUGACAUUAAUUCAUCUAAAUAUAUAAUAAAUAUAUGUAUAAAUGUAAUUUUGUAAGAUGCAUAAUAUUAAAAUAUCUAAUAGAAGAGAAUAUAUGUAGCUCAGGGUUGAACUGUGAGUCCUUGGUGUUCUCUGAGCUUGGUUGUUUGUUUGCAGACAUUUCAUUACCUGACUAGUGCUAGUGAGUGUGGGGUUUGCUCCCUGUUUAUAUACAGUAGCUUGGUCUGCCAGUUUUGGUGGGGGUGUGGUUUUCUUGAUAGUUCCUUGAUUAGGCUAUUGUUUUCUGCUUCACUGUUUGUCUGGAGUUAAUCCCUGGUUAUCUGGGUGUUGGCUGCUGGAGAGGAUGUGUUCUGGUCUUUUUGUUUCCUUCCUGGCUUUUUUAUUGUCUCUUUUGAAUGGUAUGUGAAUGUGGUUUAUCUCUAUGUGUCUGUUGAUGUCUGAAUGCCAAGCUUCCAAGAAUUCCCUAGCAUUUUUGGAUCUAGCUUGGUCUAGGAUGCUCACAGUUUCCCAAUUGAAACUAUUGUUGGGUCUGUCCAUUUAUUGUCAAUAUCAAUACACUUUGGUAUUGAAGAUGCAUAAUUAUCAGUAAGACAGUACAUCAUCAGUAUAUACGUGGGAAAAAUUGUUGAUAGUCUCCCAUUACCAUGAUAUUAGGGAGGCCAAGGGUAGAAGAUGUUGCUUCUCUAUUGUAUGUUUUAUGGAAUAGCCUUCUGCAGGAGCUUUGGGUUGCUCUGACUACGUAGUAUUGUAAUGCUUUUCUGGAUGUUGUCAAAAUGGAACACUUCUAGAGUGCUUUUAACUAAUUAACAUAAUGCCACUGGAGCUGUUAAUUGUCAUUGAGUUUGUCCCACUUCUGUAUGACAAGAAACUGUACCACCAGUUUUCAACAUCUGUGGUCCCAAAAAGGGGGUUAAGGGCUGCAGGUAGGCGACCCCAGUACUACAUUGUCAUCCUGGAGGUAGGAUGACAUUUUCUUCCUUUAGAGUACUCUUAUGUAUUCUGUGAGAGCCAGUUUGGUGUAGUGGUUAAGGCACUGGGCUAGAAACUGGGAGACCAUGAGUUCUAGUCCCUUCUUAGGCACAAAAGCAGCUGGGUGACCCUGGGCCAGUCACUCUC